This is a messenger RNA of Trametes versicolor FP-101664 SS1, 1293 nucleotides long. RefSeq lists its product as uncharacterized. The transcript has a single exon. The record is from RefSeq and is a predicted model, not a curated record. Bases 1 to 1293 code for a protein of 430 amino acids. NCBI's taxonomy places the organism in Eukaryota, Fungi, Basidiomycota, Agaricomycetes, Polyporales, Polyporaceae.
AUGAACAUCGCCCACCUUACCUCCCUUGCGUUCGACGAGUCCGGGCCGAUCACAUCCUCCACUUCCCGGGAACAGCUUUUACAUCUGAGGUUUAUCUUUUGCAGUGACCUUCGAUCUCCUAAAGUUCGUAUUAUAGGUCCAGAGCGGACUCCAGAGCAUGUACGGGUUCCCGGCGACGCGGUGCCGACUCAAACCCCCAGUAUCACGCUUACACAGGAGAAUUUCUUUCGGUGGCAUAAUCGUCGAAUUGUUUCCGUACUCUUCGACGCGUCGGGCAUAAAUGGUACACCAUCAGUACAUCCUGGAACCGGCGAACGCGGCUACCUGCGCCCCUUGGAACUUCCAUCCAUCCCGAACGGGAUGGAACGACUACGCAACCUCGAAGUACAGACCAAUUGGAAGGUGUCUUUCCGUUCGCUGCUGGGGAUCCUCGGACGUACCCCCGCUCUCCAGACGCUCUAUGUCUCCAGCCUCAACCGCCAUCAACUCGUCCUUGACGAAAGCCGGGCAGGCACGAUGUCCACUGUACGAUUGCCACUUCUGACGCAUGUGAUCUUAUGUGGCUACCUCUCACAAACAGUGGACGAAUUUCUCUCCAAGCUCAUCCUGCCCUCCAACGCGUGUGUACGUGUCUCCUUCCCACAUCCUCGCUCAGGAGUCAUGGCUCCAUUGCGCACCAUGCUCUCCGCCGCCGAACAUGUCUGCAUCACCUAUGCCAUGACCCCAGGGAUCGACCACAAGCGAUACACAUUCGAACUCUCCGACGUCGACAAACGCAUCCAGGCGCUCUGGGAAUGGACGCAGCCCGCAGACACGGCGGACGACCUCCACUACGACUGGCUCGGCUCCGGCGCUCUGAGCAACGUGCGCUCCCUGACGGUGUCCCUCAGCAACGUCGGGAUGACGUUCUACAAGUGGCUUAGCCUCAUCGAGCCAUUCCCGCACGUGCGGCAUCUGUCCGUGCAUGAUAUGGAUCCGCCCCGGAGGAACUGCCGCCACACCAGCUUUGAGGUGUGCGAGGGCCCGCUGACAAGAAGCCGCCGAUGGCACCGGGUGGCGCUCGCGGUCGGGCUCUUCGAGUUCUUGGAGGACCCGUCCGGCUACAGAUACUCGUACCCCUCGGAAGAAAGCAUCCCGGCUGGCAUCUUCAACCCGCUGUUUGGGCGUGACGACACACGAUCGCUGCAACAGAAGAGGUGGGACUGCUAUGAUGCGUGGAGAGCCAACGUGAACCGCGAGUGGACUGAACAGCACUGGGCUCAACACAUGGAUCCCAGAAACUCGCGUCGCUGA